AUGACAGUUUCCUCCUGUGUGUGUGUGUGUCUCUCUCUCUCCUUCUCUCUCUCUCUCUCUCUCUCUCUCUCUCUGUCAUACGCGCGAUUUUCGUCCCCCGUCUCUUUCUUCAAACCCUCUGUCCUGCUCGUUCGCGCUCCCACCAUGGAACAUCCAAACUCCUCGUCUCACCGUUCAUCACAUACCCUCGCUCCUCUCGCUUCUCUUUUCCACCUGAUUUUCUCUGUAUUCCUCUCUGUCGGUCCUUUCUGACAAAAGUGCAUUAUUACACUGCAAUGAAAAGGGAUAAUGUACCCCGGUUGCGCUCCGUUAUUUCUCCAUUAAUCCUACUUUGCUGGUGGCAGUCGUGGUUUCAACAUUUUUCCCCCUUUCUAUUUCGGCUGCUAAUCAAUUAGAAUUAAAAAAGUGUGAAAUAACGAGACGAGAGAAAUGACGAGGUUCAUCGUGUAAUAGUGACAUUACGAUUUUCCCUUUCUGUGUUCUCUUUCUUUCCAACUCGCAAACUCUCCAUGAUAGUAACAUAAAGGAAAUUUUAAACGAAAGAGGUAAAUUCUGCUGUUGCUGUGGGAUUUUUUAAAAUCCGGGUAAGCACGGUACAACGUUUGUUAGACUCUCGAAAGGAGAAUUAAUGAAAUGGCGAUAGGUAUUUGCAGUACCGUAAAAUGAAAAUGAAUAAACAGAAAACCAUGAUCCGUUAUGAUUACCAGUAAUAUAGUCAAUUAAUGAAAUGUUAUUGAUAGAAGAAGAGUACAUAUGAUAAAUACAACUUAAUUCUUGUAUAUUGGAAAGAAAGGAAUUAUCGAUCAUAUAUUCUUACAUUAUUUGCUCAAAUAAUUAAAGCAUCCUCAAGUGUGUGCAUUCUUUGAUAAGAUACAUACCACUAUUUCGAAAUCAGAUCUGAGCAGCGCAAUCCUUGCUUGUCCCUGCAUUCUAUCGAUGCACUUGCAUGCACUUUUAUAAUGUUUAAUUUUACCACAAUACGGCGCUGGUGAAGUUAUCAACGGGCGCUUUGAAUUUCACCACGCUCUUUGUAAACACGCGUCCUUCCCUGUCGACGGCUCGAGUGUGUCUUUAUACUAUUUUUGAUCGCUUGCUUUAUGAUACGCCACUUGUUUCGUUUAUUCUCAAGUUGACCACCAUCUUUAAGAAAACAAAUUAUUCUUGUAGAGUAUCUUACGGACCUAGUAUUUCAUUUGAAGGAAAUGAAGCGUUAAGUUAACAGUAGGCUGGUAAUGAGCUUUGUGUUGAGCUCGGCGUGUGCAUCAACCGAUGCAUAAUUGUGUUAAAUUCUUCUGUGACAAUAGUAACCAGAUCGUACGCAAUGCGAUAAAACUGUAGUUGUGUGCGCUGUCCACGUAACCAUAAUCGUAUUCAUACAAAAAUGUAAUCACCUUUCUGUGCGGUACUUAAAUGUCUUGAAAUACAUGCUUUCUAAAAUUUACUUGUUGGGCAUGAAUGGACAGGUGCAAUCCUCCAGGGAAAGGUUAGGAGGUUUUACUAACAGUACAAUAGGGCUGUUCUCUGGGAUUAUUGCCACUGACCGUGUUCCAAACAUACAACUAGCAGCUACUACAAACAAUGAACUACCUAUGGAUGAUUCCAAUGUUAGUACAGAAGUUGAUAGCAAAGUCAAAACAAAAUUAUUAUCCAUGUGGAAUAAUGUUAAAUAUGGCUGGACCAUCAAAGUAGUUAAACCAAAUUUCUCAAAAGAAUCUCCAGUAUGCUUACUUGGAAAAAUUUAUCGCAAAAAGCCAGAAGAAUUUUUGGAAAAGGCUUCCGAAGCUGAAAAGACUUUAGACACUGGAAGUGAAAUAUCUUUAGCUAUGGAUGCUAUUAGUUUUGAAGAUGGCAUAGAGGAAUUUAAGAAGGAUUUCACCUCGCGUCUUUGGUUAACAUAUAGAAGGGAAUUUCCUAUAUUGAAUGGUUCUACAUUUACCACUGACUGUGGUUGGGGAUGUAUGCUACGUAGUGGUCAAAUGAUGUUGGCACAGGCAUUGGUCUGCCAUUUUCUUGGAAGAGAAUGGCGAUGGCAGGUAGACCAACCACUAAAAACAGAACAACAAAAAUUGGAUGAACAUAAUCACAGGUUAAUAAUUAAAUCGUUUGGAGAUCUACCAGACAGCACAUCUCCAUUUUCCAUACAUACACUUGUUUCUUUGGGUGCCCUGUGGGGAAAACGUGCAGGAGAUUGGUAUGGGCCUUCCUCUGUAGCUCAUCUUUUAAGCCAAGCAGUAGAACAAGCAGCAGAACGACAUCCAGUAUUUAGUAACUUGGCUGUUUAUGUUGCUCAAGAUUGUGCAGUUUAUCUGCAAGAUGUAGAAAAUGUAUGCCAAAUGCCGGAUGGCAAGUGGAAAUCUCUUAUACUUUUUGUACCUUUAAGGCUUGGUGCUGACAAAUUGAAUCCUGUUUAUGCAUCUUGCCUAACACAUUUACUUACGCUAAAUACCUGUAUUGGAGUUAUCGGUGGCCGACCUCGCCAUUCGCUUUAUUUUAUUGGUUUCCAGGAAGAUAAAUUAAUUAAUCUAGAUCCACAUUAUUGUCAAGAAACUGUUGAUGUAUUAAAAGAUAAUUUUCCUUUGACGAGUUUUCAUUGUACUUCACCGAGAAAAAUGUUAAUAUCAAAAAUGGAUCCUAGUUGUUGUGUUGGAUUUUAUUUUCAUAAUAAAAUGCAAUUUACAAACUUUAUGGAGAUUGCUCCCUCUUACUUGGUGCCGGAAGAUGAGAAAGUCGACUAUCCGAUGUUUUUAUUUUGCGAAGGGAGUGGGAAAGAUCUCCAACAAAAAAUUGAAAUUGCAGAAAACAUAAUUCCCACUACUGCCUCAUUUACAGGUAGUGGGACGUAUGAUGAUGAUCUUGACGAGUGCGAAGAAUUUGAACUAGUACAGUGAGAUAUUUAUCAUAGACAUUAAAGAAGAAAUAUCAUGUACUUAAAAAACA
Messenger RNA from Bombus huntii, 2937 nucleotides. It is a transcript of the gene Atg4b, whose product is annotated as cysteine protease ATG4D. The transcript has 8 exons. Lineage: Eukaryota; Metazoa; Arthropoda; Insecta; Hymenoptera; Apidae. Gene Ontology annotation, molecular function: protein-phosphatidylethanolamide deconjugating activity. The record is from RefSeq and is a predicted model, not a curated record. Bases 1425 to 2888 code for a protein of 487 amino acids.